Messenger RNA from Scleropages formosus (Asian bonytongue), 1545 nucleotides. It is a transcript of the gene atpsckmt, whose product is annotated as fATP synthase c subunit lysine N-methyltransferase. The record is from RefSeq and is a predicted model, not a curated record. NCBI's taxonomy places the organism in Eukaryota, Metazoa, Chordata, Actinopteri, Osteoglossiformes, Osteoglossidae. Bases 162 to 878 code for a protein of 238 amino acids. Gene Ontology annotation, biological process: peptidyl-lysine trimethylation; regulation of mitochondrial ATP synthesis coupled proton transport; positive regulation of proton-transporting ATP synthase activity, rotational mechanism. Gene Ontology annotation, cellular component: mitochondrion. Gene Ontology annotation, molecular function: protein-lysine N-methyltransferase activity. The transcript has 5 exons.
UCAGCUUCUUCUUCAUCUUGAAGAAUUUGCUGCUUUACUUCCUUGUUGUUUUCGAAACGUGUUUUUAACCGUAUUAAUUAUGACGGUAGUAAAGUCGCUAUAACUCGACAUUUCCCCAGAGAGCUGAAGGAGCUCGAUGAAAAACAAGUCCCUGGAAAGCAAUGACAGAAGUGAAUGGAGGAGCCGCAGUGGUCAGAGAAGAAAGUUUCCCACCGAGGCCCCCCAUGGAGGGUGGUGGGGGUAAACGCCGCUGGGGGCUAGUGGUAACGGGCGUGGUGGGCGGGUCUCUGGUGGCGCUGUACGCCGUGGCCGUGCCCUUUGUGACACCUGCCUUGCGGAGGGUGUGUCUGCCGUUCGUGCCCGCCACUCCGGCGCAGGUCCGCAACGUGCUACGGGCUGUGCGGCCGAGCAGCGGGACGCUGGUGGACAUCGGCAGCGGGGAUGGCAGGAUAGUAAUAGCAGCCGCCAAGCAAGGCUUCCGUGCGGUCGGCAUUGAGCUGAACCCUUGGCUGGUGUGGUAUUCCAGAUACAGAGCUUGGAGGGAGGGGGUUCAUCACAGCACCACCUUCUACAGAUCGGAUUUAUGGAAGGUAAAUUUUUCUCAGUACACCAAUGUUGUGAUAUUUGGAGUCCCUCAGAUGAUGGCGCAGCUGGAGGAGAAGCUUCAGGGAGAGCUAUCAAGUGGCGCCAAGGUGGUGGCCUGCCGCUUCCCCUUCCCAACACGACGGCCCGAUGCUGUGACUGGCGAGGGGAUCGACACGGUGUGGGUGUAUCACGCCAGGUCCUUCGGUGCGCCACGGACGGACACAGAGCCAGCUGCGUUGGCAGACUUGUCGAGUCCCGAAGCAGCAGAGAGAGUCCCGCAGAAAACUGCUUAACGCUCUUUGUCCACUUCUGCUCCAGCACAUCCUUUGAACGACCUCCGAGAUUUUAUUAUCCUGACUUGUGUCACAGUAAUACUCAAAUACAUGAAAGGUAGAUGUGAUCCUGCUGGAUGUCAACAUAUUUCAUAGGACACAGACCUUUUGUCCUAAAACUAUGGUUCACUGUAGAGCCUGUGUUUGGCUUUGCCACUCUCUCAUGUCCAUUGUCCACAGUGACAAAAACGCCCUUAACUGUUGACCGUCAUUUCUGAUGCGUCUGUUCACGCAAAGGUUCGUUUUUCAAGACAGACUGGAGUCCCAAGCUGCCGAGCAGACAAUCAGCCGCAGUCGUUUUGGGUCACCUUCCACAACUCUCUCUCCAUGUAUGUUUAAUUUAGGAAGUGCCCCUCUGCUGCUCAGCAGGAGUAAAAGUAAUAUAUAAAAUUGCCAGUGUCAUUUGUGACUGUCAAUUCUGGUCUGCGGGUUGCUGACACUGAAGGAAAACUGAGGCGUUCAAGUAAAACGUAUAUGUAUUGAGGGGGAAAAGGGGUUUUGCUCUGCGAGCUCACCGGUCUUUGUGGGGAGGUGGCGGUUUGCGAUAAAUAAAUGGCCCUUUAAUAGCCCACAUAGCAGGAGGCGAUGAUUAAUUUGGUGAUCAGAAAGGCAGUUCAAAGAGAGAAGG